GCACUAGGGUGACUUUAACUAACUAUACGGUCUUAAUGGGACAAAAAUAUCUCUGAGUAAUCUGAAAUACUUGUCUACACGUUCUCUCUUUCCUGAGUCGUAGCAGUGUUUUUUUCUCUGAUCGCCUCUUUAAGAAGGUCUUCGGAAAGCCAACGGGGUGCCCGUCGCGCCUUUGUAGAAAUCCAACGAGCCGGACAUGUUUGAUACCUAAUAUUGACAAAACCUACAGCACAACUCCGAGUUACUUAAAAGUACACAUACAUUUAUGAGUAGUGGAGAAAAAUGCGUCAUGAGAUGUGACAAUGUCGCGGGACAGUAUGCUAAGUUUAGAGUUGUUGUAAGGCAUAUACUCGGACAGCUAAGUUCUACUUCGGGGUACGCUUGAUUUGUGGACUUUUAGUCGCUGCGUUGGCUCUCUUCCCUCUCCAAGUCAGUCGAGAGCAACAUCGCUGCUGACAGGUCCGUAAAUGAAACACAUCCGCUCGUGCAUUUCUCGUCACGUGACAAGAAAACAAAAACAAAUGCGCGGUAGUCAAGUUAUCCAAAAUAGUUCGUACACUAAAUUACGGCAUAAAACUCACCACCUCAAUUCUAAAGUCGACGUGGCGUUUUGUUAUUUCCAUGCAAUAUUUUAGACCAAUAGUCUCGUCUUCGUAAUAAUGGAAAACAACUCAACAAAACCAGCCGAUCUUCAAAGACAAAUGCUGCACGCGGUCAGAUUUAGUGCAGAAAGCGAAGCGCGCACAGCUCAAUGUUCUUGUACACGUAUUCCACGCACAGUUGGAUACAAUUGGAACAAAGGCGGAAGGCUGAAGGAGUUAAGAAUAAGGCACUUGGCAAGGAAAUUCUUCAAAAUAUGGAUGCAGAACACCUUUGGUCAGAUCCUUCCUUAUGUUGCGAGGUGCCACUAUGACAAUAUGCUGCAGAGACGAAUAUUUCAGGGAUGGAGAGACGAGUGGUGGGCGUCCAGAAAAGAAUGGAGUCUGUCCCUACGCGCAGAGUGUCAUCACAAGUAUCACCUGCUCCUUCUGACUUUCCAAAGUUGGCAAACUUUUAUUUCACUGCAAGACGAAAAGAAGAGCAACAUACAUAAGGCUAAAUUGUUCGAUGACAGGCGACGGAUGCGUCGUGUAUUGCACAAGUGGGAGAAUUUUAUCCAGAUGUGUCUGCUAAAAAGAAGAAGAAAUCAAUCAGCCCGAGAACAGCACAGACGCACACAUAUUCGGUCAGUGUGGCGUUUGUGGCAGAUUAAGUAUCAACAGCAUCAAAACAUUUGCACAAUGGAGGACCAAGCCUUGAAGCUCCGGACAGUGAAUCUACAGAGCAGGGCUUUUCAUCAGUGGAAAAAGAGGCACUUUGCUAUUUGUUCCAAAAGAGAGAAUGAAUCCAAAGCCUCUCUUCACUACAUCAGCAGCGGGAAAAAGAAAUGGCUGAUUCAGUGGCAAUCUGUUGUCUCCUCUCGCCAGCACAAGAAACAGUUGCAAGCUGUGGCUAUGCACACUGCCCAUCUUCACUUGAUGAGGCAGAGCUGGGAAGUGUGGAGGAUUGCGUGGCUUCGUAAACACAGCGAGGAGAAGCGUUUGCAAGUGGCGGAGCAGCUGACCAUUCGGUGCACUCAGCGUCGAGCAGUGUUGAAAUGGAGGGCCUAUGUGAGACGGCGCAAAGAAAAAGCAGGCCGAGACCAAAUGGCCAGUCAACACCACCAUCAGCACCUGCAGCGUGCCGUACUGCAGGGCAUGUCGUUCAAUGUGAGCCAGAACAGAGCACGGCGUCUGAACAAUGAGGCGGCUGUCCAACAUCAUUACCAGACUGUGAUCAAUAGAUAUUGGGGGCUGUGGAAAGACAGGUUGGAAGAGGCUGAAGAUGAACCUUUCCAAGCCCUGACAGACAUGGCGCUGACCAACUACCGCAUGACCUUGUUGGGUCGCUUUUACGACCACUGGAGGGAGAAACUCGCAGAGCGAAGACACAUGCAGGAGCUGGAGUGUCGUGCGGAUAUCUGGUUUGCAGAGCACUUGUUGCCACGAUACCUGAACUCCUGGAUUGAGUUUAUUCUGCAGAAAAGGCUGAAGAAAGACAGGAGACGCAGGGCAGAUGUUUACAAUACGCAGCGCCUGUGCACCUGGGUGUUGCACACCUGGCAGGAACAGGCGGAGAAACACAAAGACGAGAUGCUGUCACAGCGGAUGGCCAUUCUUCACGAAGAGCAAAGUCGUCUGCAGAGAGUCUGGGCUCGCUGGAGGCAACGGACCCAGCAGCGGAUGGGAGAAGAGAAAGUAAAGAGGAAGGAGCAAAAUUGUUCUCUUGUCCCUGUGAAACAGCAAGAAGACGCCAUUACUGAGUUGCCAAACAGUGAGCAGCAGGCUUGUCUUCAGGGUGAUCUGUGCUGCAUGAGAAGGGCUCUGGCCAGGUGGAAAAAGUUUUUCCAGAGACAGAAGUUGAAGAAAAGAAAGCUGGAGCACAGGCAGCAUUGCCAAGAAAAGCAAGUCAACAAGCAGAGCGUUGUGACCUGGGAGGUCAAGCACAACAUGUCUAAGAAGACAGUGCAAGCACUCUGGCAUUGGGCCCUCACUCUUCAAGCCAAGGUUUUCCUGGCUUGGAGAGAAAAAACUAAGUGUGUGGUAUUUGAGCAGCACCAACAGAGGGAAGCACUCAGCUUGGCUCAAAGUAUUUUAAAUCAAGGCAAGAAUCAACCACACACAGAGGUGCUGCUGCAGUGCGAGACAACGGGCACAGAGAAAGCCCAGAGGCAUCAUGACAACAAAUUGCUGCGUAAUGCACUGAGGGUGUGGAAUGAGUAUCACCACGCUCGCCUCAAGGACAAGGUCCAGCACAACAUGUCUGAAAAGACAGGGCAAGCACUCUGGCAUUGGGCCCUCACUCUUCAAGCAAAGGUUUUCUUGGCUUGGAGAGAAAAAACGAAGUGUGUGGUGUUUGAGCAGGACCAACAGAGGGAAGCACUCAGCAUGGCUAUAAGUGUUUUUAAUCAAGGUAGUAAUCAACAACCCACAGUGGAGCUGCUGCAGCGGGAGAUGACGGGUACAGAAAAAGCCCAGAGGCAUCAUGACACAAAUGUGCUGCGUAAAGCACUGAGGGCGUGGAUCAAGGAUCACCAUGCUCGCCCCAAGUACAAGGAACCGAGGCUGGAGCAGAUGCAGCAUUGCCAGGAAGACCAAGUCGCCAAACAAAGCUUUGUGUCUUUGGAGCUCCAGCACAAAGUGUCUGAAAAAACAGUGCAAGCACUCUGGCAUUGGGCCCUCACUCUUCAAGCCAAAGUGUUUGAUAGAUGGAGGCUGUGGGUCACAGAGCAGCGUUGGAAAAGGUUGAAAGUGGCAAAAGCUGCCGAGGUAGACAAAGAACCGCCUCAAACAGCUGCGUGCGUCCCAGCCAUAGGAGAUCACAUGACCGAUAUGGGGAGGAGCCAAGCGUCGAGCCAAGAAAAAGCUCAGAUGCUGCUUACUGAGAGUGUGGUGAGGCGUUGCGCCAUGAGGUGGAAGCAACUGGCCCUUUGCAAACCAAAGGUGACAGAAGGACAACCACUGGCAAAGACAGUGACCUUGUCUUUUUCAGAAUUGAAAAAGGAUUCUCCAACUGAACAGUAUGCAGACAACAUGAAGCUACUAUCUCCAAUUAUACGUCGACAGCCACGUCGAAAUAAGGAACUGUUUGAGCCUUCAUUAAAAGUGUCACCACAUGAAGUUUUGGCUGCCACAGGAGUUUUGGGACACACUUGUCCAUCACAGACAUAUCUUUCUGGGCUGUUUUCUGCCUCUCUCCAUCAUCCUUCCAUCUCUUCCCCUGCUGCGCAUCAAAGUGGAGAUGUGCAGCAGUUCUCCCCCCAGAAAACAGCAAUCCCCACUGAGGACACACCGCCGACAUCCUGUGACCUGUUACUCCCUCCUGCUGCUUUCAUGAGCAUAGAAAAGUCGGGACACAUGCAACCAAAUGAAACCAGUGGAGAGUAUGAUGCGAUGUCAUCCCUGAUGAGCGAGCUAAUGAGCAUCCAGCAGGAUAUGAAGAGUUUCCAGCAGGACAGGAAGCUGCUCAGGCUCUGCCAGAAUACGAGAGACUUCUUGCACAAUUGGCUACAGAUGAGUGGAAAAGACGAGGAGGUGGAUAAAAAUACAAUUUGCCAACAGCUGGUGGAGAAUGAGGAGUACAUCGAGAGACUGUCCAGUGAGUUGACAAAGCGAAGACUUUCAAUGCACUUGCAUGCAGAAAGGCUCAGACAUUUACAAGCUGCCCUCGACUCCUCAGGUUUUUUUUCCCUUUGUCAGCAAAUGCAAAUGUAAAAGACUGAGCAGUUUGCUCCCAAUUGCAGCUGUGUUGUCAGUUAUUGUAGAUGUUCUGAAUUUGUUGCUCCAUGUUUGUACAUAAUUGUUUUGCCUGUUUUAUACUCUGUAUACUAAGGAAGGACAAUAAAGCUUUAGUAGACCCUUAGCACCGAGCCAAAGCUGUCUAAAGGUCUAAAGAAACGGC
This is a messenger RNA of Nerophis ophidion (straightnose pipefish), 4479 nucleotides long. RefSeq names its product SFI1 centrin binding protein (gene sfi1). The transcript is spliced from 32 exons. Gene Ontology annotation, molecular function: phosphatase binding. Lineage: Eukaryota; Metazoa; Chordata; Actinopteri; Syngnathiformes; Syngnathidae. The record is from RefSeq and is a predicted model, not a curated record. The coding region runs from base 660 to 4292 and encodes 1210 amino acids.